This is a messenger RNA of Coregonus clupeaformis (lake whitefish), 1310 nucleotides long. RefSeq names its product amine sulfotransferase. The record is from RefSeq and is a predicted model, not a curated record. Gene Ontology annotation, biological process: sulfation. Lineage: Eukaryota; Metazoa; Chordata; Actinopteri; Salmoniformes; Salmonidae. Gene Ontology annotation, molecular function: sulfotransferase activity. The transcript has 6 exons. Gene Ontology annotation, cellular component: cytoplasm.
CACUCAUAAAGCCCACUCAUUCUUAGAAAACGUCCUCGGUUACCUAUCACUCUCCUUUCUGCCUGGCUGGCUACCAAUGCAUAUUGACCACAAUUGGUUCCAGCUGUUUUUCCCAUUAUUUACCGUUUUAUAUUACCGUUUUUUUUAAAUGGCUCAACAAGAAUAUAAGCUUCUCGGUGACCAGUUGUUUACGUAUAAAGGCCAGGUGUUUCCCGUGGAUGACACGCAAGAAUUAACCACGGACUAUAUCGACAGCUUGGAACACUUUGAGAUCAGGGACAGUGAUGUUUUCCUUGUCACUUUCCCCAAAUCAGGUACAGUAUGGACCCAGCGUAUCAUCACCCUGAUGUUUGACGAUGAUUUUCCAGAGGAGGCUAACCAGAUCACCUAUGUGAGGAUGCCCUGGCUGGAGUUCCUGGAGAAGGGGAAGACCUACAGCGAGAGGUCCUCUCCACGCCUCUUCUGCUCCCAUCUACAACAGCACCUUAUGCCCAAGGUCCUGCACAAGAAGAAGGCCAAAGUAAUCUAUGUGACCAGGAACCCUAAAGACGUCCUGGUGUCCUACUUCCACUUCUCUAAGUUCAUGAAGAAUCUGGACAGUCCAGAACACUAUGACGAGAUGCUGGACAAGUUCUUCUGUGGAUGGAUGGUUGGUGGCUGCUGGUUCGACCAUGUCAGAUGAUGGUACAACAACCAGGACAAAUACAACAUCUUGUUCCUCAGCUAUGAAGAGAUGAUCAAGGACCUGAGGUCAGUGGUAGUGCGUCUGGCUGAGUUUGUAGGGAAGAGCCUGUCUGAUGCAGCUAUAGACAGCAUAGUGGAGAGAGUCACCUUCAAUAACAUGAAGAAAGAUGACAAGGCCAACUAUGAGUUCCUGCCUGAUCACGUCAAAGACAAGAACAAGGGGAAGUUCCUACGAAAAGGUACCAUAGGAGACUGGAAGAACUCGUUGACGGUGGCCCAGAGUGAACGUUUUGACCAGAUCUAUCAGGAGAGGAUGAAGGACCUAUCUCUCAACUUCGUCUGGGACAUCACAGAGCUUCAAGGCUAAUACAGACACACACAUAUGCACGCUCUCGCUCUCUCUCUCUCUCACACACACACACACACACACACAUACUCUCUCUCUCUCUCACACACACACACACACACACUCUCUCUCUCUCUCUCUCCAACACACACACACCUUAAAUAUUAUUUCCAUGAACUGUUCCGUCCCACAAAUAUCCUACUCUUUUAAUAAUGUGAAUAAAAAUGAAAUAUAUCCAUGUACAGUAUACUUCAUUAAAUUAAAACUGAAUAUUCUAGUA